ACGAUGCACGAGCCGCUGCCUCAUUACUUCAUCAAUUCAUCGCAUAAUACUUACUGUACGGGUGAGUUAAAGUGUGUUUGUAGAACAAACAUUAAAAUCUACUCACUCUGUGAGGGUUCAUUUCAGGUACUUCUUUCUGGAUGUAGAUGUGUCGAAUUGGAUUGUUGGGAUGGAUCUGACGGGCCAGUCGUUACUCAUGGACCGUCGGCAGUUAUGCGGAUGAACGAGAUCCCGUUAAAGGCAGUCUGCUCCGCGAUCGCUGAGUGCGCUUUCAAAACGUCGCCGUAUCCGGUUGUACUGUCAAUCGAAAAUCAUCUGUGCCAGCAACAACAGAAGGAAAUGGUGCAGAUAUUCAGGGAAGCCUUCGGAUCGAAACUUCUCGUUGAUCCACUGGAAAGCCAUCCGGUAUGGUGUCUUUCAUCAAGGAAGAAAAGUGUGCAAAAUUUUCUGUACCUUUUUCUUAUAUAUUUCGAAACGUCUCUGCAGACUCUGCUACUAUGGUUUGUGCUGACCCCAGUACAUGCAUUUGCCAUUCGUUUCUUUCCCUCGCUAUCUUCGUCCAUGCUGGUGAUUUUAUUCGAGCAUGGCGCUGGGUGCGUGUCUCAUGGCGUGAUCUGUAAAAUAAAACAACUGCAGCUGCGAGUACAGCUUUGUAACCUUUGUUACGAACAAGUCCGCCCGACGUGUAGAUGGCCGUCCUUGUGGACGUCUGCGUCAUUUCGGAGUCCACUCUACAGUUUUAUGACCGACCCAUCUAUGAUCCGCUAUCGAUGUGCGUUCUCUUAA
Molecule: messenger RNA, 786 nt
Organism: Angiostrongylus costaricensis
Lineage: Eukaryota; Metazoa; Nematoda; Chromadorea; Rhabditida; Metastrongylidae
Source: the annotation of a GenBank genome assembly